Rhipicephalus microplus (southern cattle tick) is the source of this 2500-nucleotide messenger RNA. RefSeq names its product Wnt family member 1 wingless (gene wg). The record is from RefSeq and is a predicted model, not a curated record. Gene Ontology annotation, molecular function: cytokine activity; frizzled binding. NCBI's taxonomy places the organism in Eukaryota, Metazoa, Arthropoda, Arachnida, Ixodida, Ixodidae. Gene Ontology annotation, biological process: canonical Wnt signaling pathway; cell fate commitment; multicellular organism development. Gene Ontology annotation, cellular component: extracellular region.
AUGAAUCUUUUUCGAGUUCGCCGUCUCGUCGUCGUCGCCGUCGGCAGCGGCGCGCCAUCGGAGGCGCGAGAGAAAAAUAACAAAAAAAAGAGAGCCCCAGAGACCAGAAGGGUCCAGGACAGGUACGGCCAGCAUGCGCUCGCCCCGGACGAAAGCCGCGCGUCGAGGUGUGGUUCGGACCAGGGUACGACGCUGAGCGGCUUCGCCAUGGCGCAGCCGCGACGGUCUUCCAUCGCACCGCGGCACCGACAACGUUCAACGUCGCCGUCUUGGUGGUCUACCGUCGUGCUGGUGACGCUCUUCAUCCUCUUGUGCUUCUGCUGCCUCCCUCCAGGAUCGGAGGCAGUGGGCUCCGACAACAUGGCCAAACGCAAACCGGGCCGAGGCCGAGGAUCUAGAUGGUGGGGCCUGGCGUCGGGAGGUCCCGAGGAGCCCAACAACGCGGUGGUGGCCACGGCGCUGGGCAGUGCCGUGAUGAGCGGCACGCAGCUGCAGCUGAGCGUGCCGCUCAGGAGGAAGCAGCGGGGCCUGGUGCGCGCCAACCCGGGCUCCCUGCAGGCCAUCGCCAGGGGCAUGAGACUCGCGAUCGCCGAGUGCAAGCACCAGUUCCGCAAUCGGCGCUGGAACUGCCCCACGCCCGAGUACAUGCGCGGCAAGUCGCUCUUCGGAAAGAUCGUCCACAGGGGCUGCCGCGAGACGGCGUUCGUGUACGCGGUGACGAGCGCGGGCGUGGCGCACGCCGUGUCUCGGGCGUGCAGCGAGGGCGCCAUCGACACCUGCACCUGCGACUACCGGCAGCGGGGUCCUCCCUCGGGGCUCGACUGGCAGUGGGGCGGCUGCUCGGACAACGUGCACUUCGGCUACAAGUUCGCGCGAGCCUUCGUCGACGCCGCCGAGAGGGGGAGGGACCUGCGCUUCGUCAUCAACCUGCACAACAACGAAGCCGGCAGGCUGCAGGUGACGACCGAGACGCGGCGCGAGUGCAAGUGUCACGGCAUGUCCGGCAGCUGCACGGUGAAGACCUGCUGGAUGCGGCUUCCGUUGUUCCGUGACGUGGGCAACCAGCUGAAGGAACGCUUCGACGGCGCAUCGCGGGUGCUGCUCAGCAACCAGGGCAACAUCCGGGGCUUCCGGGGCCGCCGGCGCAAGGGGCAGCCGCGCUCGUUCCACUUGAAGCCCUUCUACCCGGACCACAGGCCGCCGUCGCGCAAGGACCUUGUGUAUUUCGAGAACUCGCCCGACUUCUGCGUGCCCAACGCUCGGCUCGGCGUGCACGGCACGCGGGGCCGUCACUGCAACGAGUCGUCGGCCGGCGUGGACGGCUGCGAGCUCAUGUGCUGCGGCCGCGGUCACCGGACCGAGGUCCGCGAGGACUUGGAGCGCUGCGCCUGCACGUUCCAUUGGUGCUGUCAGGUCAAGUGCAAGGUGUGCAAGGUUCGCCGCACCGUCCAUACGUGCCUGUGAAACGACCCGCCAAUGCCAGACACGGGAGGACGAUGGCCUGCCGAGUCUUCAGAGUGCUUUACAUGAAAGUUACUACACACGUCCAUGCCACUUGUUAGCUGCGCGCAUGCUAGCUAAGACCCAUCAGACGCAUUUGACGCGUGGCUUAACUAGCUCAUGUAAUUAUGGUGGAUGACCGAAGCUGGGUCAGUACAGAUGUUGUAAAGUUCUCUCUGGUGUGGACUGGUGGGCGCAUGAAGGGGCUCCUUGAUUGAGUUCAAAGGCUGCGCCUAGACGGCCCGUUGUGGAAUAGGCGCAUGCGCUUGUCGCCUUGCUCUUCUGGUCUCCUUGUCACCGCGACCUCCAGAUACGACUCCAUGUGACGGUGACGUGUUCUGAACUUGUGGAUCUCCAUCGCCUGUCCUGGUGGAACAGCUUGAAAGUGGAAAGCCGCUUCUUGGCGUGCACCUUCGUUUACAAGCUUUAUGUUACCAAGACUGUUUUCGUCCAUGCGCGCGAUUGUUGUCGACAGACCUGGCCGGUGAGCUGUUGUGGCAUGUGCCGAUGCACAUCGUGUGACAAGGAAUUGGUGACAGUUUGUGUUUAUAAUGGACCAAGUGGGGUAAAUUGUGAAGGGGGUGCUUCCCAGGAAGAUUGAAAACUGCUUUCUUCUUCUUCCCCUUCGCUUGCCGUGCACUUGUGUUACAAAUUGUGAAGCAUGGGGGAAUGAUGUGCCAUCUGUUUAUUACCAGCAUAUUUAUAUAGGAGGACCCAAUUUUGCGGAAAGGCGUAACUUAUUUGGGAGCACGCCACCACUUGGCAUGCUCAGAAGGCGCGCGUCGUGACCGAUGUUUUUUUUUUUUUCAUUCAACAAGUCCGGAUGAGUUUUGUUGAAACAAACAGCGUCGCCGCAUACGCAUAAAAAAAAGCCCUUAAGAUAGAAUUCCUUUUUAGAGUAGAUGCUAGCCAAUCUGCAUAUCGGAAGCAUUAUUAGCCGGCCAAUAUCAAACAAUGUUUAUGCAUAAAGAGCUCCGUAACACACACACACAUAUACAAA